Molecule: messenger RNA, 3454 nt
Organism: Calidris pugnax (ruff)
Lineage: Eukaryota; Metazoa; Chordata; Aves; Charadriiformes; Scolopacidae
Gene: BAIAP2
Product: BAI1-associated protein 2
Exons: 17
Coding region: 20-2053 (677 amino acids)
Biological process (GO): actin crosslink formation; plasma membrane organization; positive regulation of actin filament polymerization
Cellular component (GO): cytosol; nucleoplasm
Molecular function (GO): protein binding
Source: RefSeq, a predicted model, not a curated record
CUCUUUCCUCUAGACGAUCAUGGAGCAGUUCAAUCCCAGCCUCAGGAAUUUCAUUUCUAUGGGGAAGACCUAUGAAAAAGCCUUAGCAAGUAUGACAUACGCAGCAAAAGGAUACUUUGAUGCUCUGGUUAAGAUGGGAGAGUUGGCCAGCGAAAGCCAAGGAUCGAAAGAAUUGGGAGACGUGCUCUUCCAGAUGGCAGAAGUCCACAGGCAGAUCCAGAACCAGCUGGAGGAGAUGCUCAAGUCCUUCCACAACGAGCUCCUGACGCAGCUGGAGCAGAAGGUGGAGCUGGACUCCCGGUACCUGAGAGACGUGCUCUUCCAGAUGGCAGAAGUCCACAGGCAGAUCCAGAACCAGCUGGAGGAGAUGCUCAAGUCCUUCCACAACGAGCUCCUGACGCAGCUGGAGCAGAAGGUGGAGCUGGACUCCCGGUACCUGAGUGCUGCCCUGAAGAAAUACCAGACAGAGCAAAGGAGCAAAGGGGACUCGCUCGACAAGUGCCAGGCAGAGCUGAAGAAACUUCGGAAGAAGAGCCAAGGCAGCAAAAACCCCCAGAAGUACUCGGACAAGGAGCUGCAGGGAGACCCUCAGCUCUUCAUUAAUGGCAUUUUGGGUGAUGCCCCACUCUGGGUGUUGACCCUUCCAGCAGGGACUCAGCUUUGGAUGCUCAGAGUUUUCUCCUGCCCCAUCCAGGCUGCCCUGAAGAAAUACCAGACAGAGCAAAGGAGCAAAGGGGACUCGCUCGACAAGUGCCAGGCAGAGCUGAAGAAACUUCGGAAGAAGAGCCAAGGCAGCAAAAACCCCCAGAAGUACUCGGACAAGGAGCUGCAGUACAUCGAAGCCAUCAGCAACAAGCAAGGUGAGCUGGAAAACUACGUCUCUGACGGCUACAAGACGGCUCUUACGGAAGAGAGGAGACGGUUCUGCUUCCUGGUAGAGAAACAGUGCGCGGUAGCCAAGAGUGCCAUCACCUACCAUGCCAAGGGGAAGGAGAUGCUGACGCAGAAGCUGCCGCUGUGGCAGCAGUCCUGCUCGGAUCCCAACAAGAUCCCGGACCGCGCCAUCCAGCUGAUGCAGCAGAUGGCUGCCAGCAGCAACGGCACCAUCAUGCCCAGCCCUCUGUCUACAUCCAAAUCCAACCUCAUCAUCUCUGACCCCAUCCCUGGUGCCAAACCUCUCCCUGUCCCCCCGGAGCUGGCACCUUUUGUAGGACGUAUGUCGGCGCAGGAGGCCAUGCCGGUGAUGAACGGAGUCUCAGGCCCAGACAGCGACGGGUACAACCACUGGUCUGAGAUGAAGCCAGCACAGCCCAAAUCUUUAUCUCCUCCCCAGCCUCAGAAGCAGCUGAGCGACUCUUACUCCAAUACGCUCCCCGUUCGCAAAAACGUGCCACCGAAAAACAGCUACGCAUCAGCCGAAAACAAGACGCUGCCGCGCUCCAGCUCCAUGGCCGCAGGGCUCGAGAGGAACGGCAGGACGAGGGUGCAGGCCAUUUUCUCUCACGCUGCCGGAGAUAACAGCACCCUCCUGAGCUUCAAGGAGGGCGACCUCAUCACGCUGCUGGUGCCGGAGGCCAGGGACGGCUGGCACUACGGAGAGAGCGAGAAAACAAAAAUGAGGGGCUGGUUUCCUUUCUCCUACACGCGGGUCCUCGACAGCGAUGGCAGCGAGCGGGUCCAUGCGAGCCUGCAGCAAGGGAAGAGCAGCAGCACCGGCAACCUGCUGGACAAAGACGACAUCGCCCUCCCGCCGCCCGACUACGGCAUGGCCUCCCAGGGCUUCCCGGGCCAAGGGGUCAACACCUUCAAGCAGAGGCCGUACAGCGUGGCCGUGCCCGCCUUCUCCCAGGACUACCUAAUGCCCUAUGGCUGUGCCAUUAAAGACUAUGCCAGUGGCCUCUGCCAACCACCCUCCGCUCACUACAAGCCUUACACUAGGUCGACCGCUGGUCUCGAUGACUACGGGUCGAGGUCCGUCAGCAGAAACCCCUUUGCCAACGUCCAGCUGAAGCCAACGGUGACCAACGACCGCUCGGCCCCGCUCAUCAGCUGAUCCGGGACCCCCGGUGCCCGCUGUGCCGCGCGGCGCUCGCCGCUGCCUCCUCCUCGCCGCUGCAUGUCCAGCUUUUUCCAGGACUUCCAAUUUUUAGGCGGAGUUUAUUUAAUCCUGCUACUUUGAAAGCCAAAGGCUAAAGCUAGUGCCCUCGUUCUCUCCUCUCUACACCCAGCUUGUCCCCCCCGGCCCUCGGUGGCAGAGGAUGACACCGCUGCCCCACAGCCUGUCCCCUUUGCCUGCGCAGAACUAGGGGGAUGGCAGCCCCCUGCACCCUCCCAGCGUGUCCCGUAGCUGGGAUUGCUUCUAGGUCUUCGCAGCAGCUCGCCAGGGUUGGGAGAACAGUCUCGGCUGGAAAAUAGCUCUCCAGAGCCGUGCUUUGGGCUGGCACAGGGCGGAGGGCAAUGGCAGAGGGGAGACGCUCCCCCCGCUCCCCUCUGCCCGGUGAGGAGGGACCCCUGGGACAGACAGGGUAGUCCAGAUCCCCCACACGAGCCACGAUGGGGGUGUUGGGAGCCAUAAGGAGCUCCCAGGCUCCUGCGAGACCCCAGUCACCCACCCCGGGCUGGAGGCAGUGGGGUGAUGACAGUGGGGUGCAGCCCCCGCGGGGACGGGGACGGCGCCACUCCCAGAGCUCCUGCAGCGCCGGGUCGCUGUAUAUAGUAGGGUAUUAUGGUACUGCUGUAAAAUAUAAGCUAGAAAAACCACUUUUGGAGGCGAGGGCUCUGUUUAAGCGUGCCUUGGGGUGCCUGGGGCCGCGGGGUGCCCGGCGGUUGAAGGCUGGGGGGGAACUCCCCUCAGACAGGCUCUCCCAUCCAGACCUCUUGCUUGGCUGCUUGCUCUUCCUGUAUUACUAGGGCUGCAUGAGAGAGAGAGAUAGAGAUAGAGAUAAAUAUACUUACACACACAUAUAUAUAUAUACAUUUGCUAAGCUUAUUGCCGGUGUGUGUGCCCCCGAGUGAGCCAGUUCCCGCUGCUGCCAGUCGCUUCCCGGCUCCGGGAACAGGGAGAAGGGGUUUUUCCAGGCAGGAACUGCCUCUCCUGCGGGCGAGCGGCUGUGAGCUCUGGGAGGUUUUGCCUUUUCCUUUGUAUUUGUCAUUUUUUGCACAGUUUAAUCACUGGUGCACUGUGGCCCGGGCAGGGGAUGUUUUGCUGAGUACAGAGCCCUGGGCGCGUGGGUCGCUGCCGGUGGGUCUCAGUGCAGGCAGGACUCUUUCCAAAAGUCAGAUGCUCGUCGCUGCUGUGGCUCCUCUGACAGUUUUUGCAGGAAAAAAAAAACCUUUUCUGGCUUCUUCUGCCAUCGCCCGGGCUCUGGCUUGGGCAAGGGCUGGGAGUCUCUACUCGAUGUGCUCUUCUUCCUCUCCUGGGCUGGAGCAGACGGAUGGGGGGAUCCAGAGAGGA